This is a messenger RNA of Alternaria incomplexa, 462 nucleotides long. RefSeq lists its product as uncharacterized. Bases 1 to 462 code for a protein of 153 amino acids. Lineage: Eukaryota; Fungi; Ascomycota; Dothideomycetes; Pleosporales; Pleosporaceae. The record is from RefSeq and is a predicted model, not a curated record. The transcript has 2 exons.
AUGUCCUCAACCAAUACCGAAGAACGUAUCCGCAAAUUCUGGCAAGACAAGCAGCGCCAAGAGCACGCGAAGAUGCGUCUUUGCGACGACCUGCAGCGCGAGGCCGUCACCUACAACAACAAAGCCCUCCACUAUCGGCAAGAGCGAGAUUUCUUCCAAUCAGUUCGAAAUGGCGUCCGUAGGCAGGAGGCUCAACUUUCGCUUGUACCCAUUAUCCCGAAUCGGCAAUUCGCUAAUGAGCUAUUGCAGGAACAAUGGUCAGCGCACGCGGUCGGCAAACACUACGACCUAGGGAAGCAGAUCCAAAAGCUCGUCGUCAUUACCGCGGCCCGCAAGAAGCUUCAAGAACAACUCGGUAUGCCUGCUACUGAGGAUGGAUAUGUUGACUGCGGUAAGCAUGCUGGAAUCGGGUCAGUCACGCACUCAGACUACGAUCAAGAUCCUUUGCUAACUUUUGAGUAG